AUUAGGCCUCAAACUUUGGACAAAAUGGCGGCUAUCAAAACAACGUAUCUUCUGCUAGUUUUCUUGCCUUAUGCGUUUGCAAGCUUUUUCGAGAUACAGUACCCGAAUGUGUUGGUUACGGCUGAGACUGGUGGUAAUCUUACCGUAGAGGCAGGGCCACAAGGCGGAAACGUCAUCAUGAAACCAACCGGUAAUGGCACUGUCUACAUUGGUACGACCGACAUGCUAAAACUGUUUGAGAUCGUCAACAGCAUGCCACCCGUAUGGGAAUCGAAGGCCGUUCACGGAUCGCUGGGCACGUUCCUCGGGGGAGUGUCAAUUUCACUGAAUCUUGAAGCUGUGGACCCCGAAGGAGGUUCACUGAAGUAUGAGAAGGUUUCCGGUGCACUGCCGCCUGGUGUCCAUCUGAACAAAUUGACCGGACAAAUUUCCGGUACAGCACCGGAUGUGGAUGCUACCUAUCAGUUCGGCAUCCGGGUUACGGACAAGCACGGGAAAUAUGCCGACCAAAUCUUCUCUAUAGACACAAGAGAGAAGAACCAGUGCCUCAGUAACCCGUGUAGUCACGGAGGGUCGUGUGUGGACGAUAUUGACAGUUUUGUAUGUACUUGUCAGCCACCGUACGGCGGAAAGACGUGUGCUACAAACUGUGAGAACCAGGCGUUUGGGGUGGACCAGGGCAGUAAGAAGAUACCAGAUGCCCGGAUGUCUGCUCACUACUCUUAUGGGGAUCACCCGGCCUCUGACGGGCGUCUGAAUGCUCCUCAGGGCUGGAUCGGACAGAAUACUGCCUCGUGGCUACAGGUUGACCUCGGUGACGUCAUGGAUGUGCACGCUGUGGCUACCCAGGGCUACACGUCAUCGACGUACUAUACGUCAGAGUACCAACUGCUGUACAGUUCCGACGGCAAUACCUUCGUGAGCACAAAGAAUGGAACUGGCAACAUGGUGUAUACCGGAAGUACGAACGUGAACACCGUGACGAAGCACGUCCUCACUACUCCCCUGCACGCUCGCUUUAUCAGAUUCAAGCCAGUCACGUUUAGCAGCCACCCCGGCAUGCGCGUAGAAGUUUACGGAUGCCAGAUAAAUUCUAAUCCCUGAUUACGUGUCGAUAAAGACGUAUAUGAAAAUGUACUUCAGUUUAAUUGUGAAUUCAAAAUAAAUUGAGUUUGU
Messenger RNA from Mizuhopecten yessoensis (Yesso scallop), 1176 nucleotides. RefSeq names its product cadherin EGF LAG seven-pass G-type receptor 2-like. The transcript is spliced from 9 exons. The record is from RefSeq and is a predicted model, not a curated record. The coding region runs from base 25 to 1104 and encodes 359 amino acids. Lineage: Eukaryota; Metazoa; Mollusca; Bivalvia; Pectinida; Pectinidae. Gene Ontology annotation, molecular function: calcium ion binding. Gene Ontology annotation, cellular component: membrane.